Suillus paluster is the source of this 2142-nucleotide messenger RNA. RefSeq lists its product as uncharacterized. The record is from RefSeq and is a predicted model, not a curated record. NCBI's taxonomy places the organism in Eukaryota, Fungi, Basidiomycota, Agaricomycetes, Boletales, Suillaceae. The transcript is spliced from 9 exons. The coding region runs from base 1 to 2142 and encodes 713 amino acids.
AUGUCCCAAUCUACCACAGUUCCAAACCGUAUGGUGACUCGUGCUAAAAACGCUACUCAGCAUCCUGGACACAUUUUGACUGCGGGUCGUGUAAAAAGACAUACCAUUGCUCAGAAAGCUGCUGAUGACCAGCGUGAACAAGAGGAAAUGGAGGCAAGUGAAGCUGCUGUUCAGGAAGGUUAUCAGUGUAUUGCUACUUUACAGGCCAAGAUGCAGGCAGAUGAAGAUGCCGCACGGGUUGACGCACCUAAGCCCAAGCGUCCCCAUGCACGCGCUGUAAAAAGGGUCAUUGGCACCAACGGCAAGGCUGGUGGUGGGCGUGGAGGUAGAAAGGUAGCAGCCAGUGCUAAUGUGGAACACCCUGCAAGUGGUGAAGAGUUGAACAUGCCAGUGCCGGGGGCAGCCAGGGGGAAAAAACCAUUCAAGCAGGUGGUGAGGGAUGCGAUUCAAGCAGUUGUAGACGCUGAUAUUAGUAUUGAUGGAUCAACAAUAACAAAGGCACGUGAUGGAGAUAUCACGUCUGACACCCCUAAGAAAUUUGCACUUGCUGGAUGUAUCCCAGGUUGGAUGUCAACUAUUCCGGCCACCAUAUAUGGGCCAGCCUCCAAGGCAAAUCCCUCUACCGGCACGUCUUCCAUCCAGCGGUCCAACAUAUCCAGCUCUGCUCCCCUUUCUAAACUCACAAAGGGGAGCACUAUGAGUAGCAACAGCACACCCCCACUCAUGCCCAUCAGUACUCCUGAUCCCGAAGGCCACAUGGGGUCUACUUACUCAAGUCUGUUUGCAGAUGACGACUUUGAUGACGAUGAGCCCUCAACAGCUUUUACAAACCAAGGAUUUAUGGGUAUUCAAAUUAGUUCCAAGGCCUUCAAGAAGGUGGUGCCUCCGAAUGUUGCACAUCGUGACACAAUCCUGGUACCUGAUCAGUUCGAUGCCAUUGAAAAUUUUGACAAUGACUUCCUCACUGGCAUGCAUUCAGAUAUCGAUGAUGGGGCAGAUCCCAUCGCGGCCGAUUUUACACAGCCUACCUCCCUAGUGGACUACAAUUCUGAUUCUGACUCUGAGCUACAUUCUUCAGCCCAUGAAUCUGACCUUGAGCCCCCACCCCUCGCACAGAAACCCAGCUCUUGUCGCCCUGUUUUAGUAGACUUCGGCUCGCAGCCAGCAAGUCAAAAGCGGAAAUCGACAUAUCUUGAUGCAGACGACGACUUAAUGACACCGUCAUCUGAAACUGGCAUCACUGCCACACUCAAAGCCCCUGCAGCAAAGCGGCUGAAGUCCUCCAUUCCAGACACUCAGACCGCUGCCCCUCGUACCAGCGCUGCAUCAUCCAAGGCAACAAAGCCACCAGUGGAGGUCCUCCAUCGUUCUCUCUACAGGAUGUGCCACCUUCCUGACGGAUAUUUGACAGGAAACAAGUGGAAGAGAGAGUUCAUCCUGACUGUCCUUCGCUGUGUUGGCGAUCUUGAAGAAUCAGUCUGGAAUGGUGUCUACAAGGGUAAAAUUCAACACACGGUCACUGUUGAUGGGCCCAUUAUCUCCGUGCGGUUGUCAGAUUGGUGCAACGCCCUCUCCCAGUCUGCCCUCAUUGUAUACGCACUCUUCCUGAUCUCACAGGACAAUCUCACUACUGAUAAGGACCGCCAAGACUUUUCACACACCCUCCUUAAGGACUAUGCCUUCUUGUAUGGGGAAAUAACAGACGACAGAGAGAGGUUGUACCCAUUCAAGUCUGAUCUUAUCUUGCAGGUCCUUGUGCACCACAUGACUUCUUCGCUUAAUGCCAUCAACUUGACGCUGGAUACUAAUUCAGGGCUGGGGAAAGGCAUUCUUUCUCUUGUCAUGGCAGCGGUUGAACGCGCUGUCAAGCUUUUGGCUGAGGGACACAUGAUCUUGAGCGAGAUUGACACCACCCACAGAGGCAGAGGCAAAGCUCCCCAGGACAGCACUAUUCCACUGGCAUUUUCGGAUGCCAAUUAUGGCCAGAUCACCCGGUCUUACUUAGCCGCUAUUGAACGUCAGCCAGAGUCGGUCCUUCUCGAGAUCUCGGAGCUCGCACUGAGCAUUGCCAUGAAGAGGUCUGGCGUGCCGACAGACAUGAAUGGCGAGGAAUCUCAGGAUGAGCACGCUCUCAUCUGCUAG